This is a messenger RNA of Nymphalis io (European peacock), 948 nucleotides long. RefSeq lists its product as uncharacterized. The coding region runs from base 127 to 906 and encodes 259 amino acids. The transcript is spliced from 5 exons. The record is from RefSeq and is a predicted model, not a curated record. Lineage: Eukaryota; Metazoa; Arthropoda; Insecta; Lepidoptera; Nymphalidae.
AACAAUAAUGAAAACCGGUUUACUACAUUUUUUUUUCAGUUUUUGUUAAACAAAUGUGGAUAUAAAUACCGGUGUUGGUUAGUUUUAGUAUAUAGUCUUCAUAGUGGUCGUAAUUAAACAGUAACGAUGUUUUCGAAAUGGGCUAUACUUAUUACGUGGGCAGUUAUAAGCGCUUGCGAUUGCUUUUAUGUGGAGUCAUUGUCGAAAUGUUCUUCCAACGAUGAACAAUGCCUUAAGGAAAGCAUAUCAAAAAUUUUAAAGCUUAGUAGCGAAUCUGGCGUUAAAGAAAUCAAUGUACCCGCUCUUGAUCCCCUUAUUCUAAAAAAUAUAGGAUUCUCAAAAAUGAACAUAUUAAAUAUGACAUUGGAAGAGGCACAGUUAAAAGGAAUCAAAGACUGCGUGGUAAACAGCAUACACAAUGACUUCGCAAAAGGAGAGACGAAUUUGGAAGUAACUUGUGAUGUUGAACUUGAAGGAAAGUUCAGUGUAUCGGAAACAAACCCACUUUUCCAGAGUUUCCUUGGAAGUAAUGCAAUUACUAUCGAUGGAAAUGUAAAACUUCAACUAGAGAAACUUCAUAUUAAUAUGCAAUUCUUCUACCACUUUAUUAAGAAGGACGAUGGAAAUAUAUAUUUUAAGUGUCAUAUAGACGAGUUCCACCCCGAAUAUGACAUAGGUAAUGCCAAGCUGUCAGCUGACAAAAUACUUUUAGGAGGGAAAGAUGACACUGAAAACAUCGUAGGCUUAUUCAAUCAAAAUUGGAAGUACAUUUGGCAGACAUUUGGAAAAAGUAUUGUCGAUGUGGUUGUCCCGAUUUUCAAUGAUAUUUUACAUCGUUUCCUCGAUACUGUACCAGCGAAAUCUUAUUUUAGCGACGACCUUACGCCAUACGUGAAAAAUGUUUAAUUUAAUAAAAUAUUAUGACUGUAAGGUUUCUGUUUGUAAAUA